GGCGGAAGUGGGCGGGGCUGGCCGUGCGCGGGAAGCCGGGGUGCGGCGGCAGCCGGCCAUUCCCCUCCUCCUUCCCCUCCGUGCUGCCUCUCGCCCCCAGGCCCGCCGGCGGGGUAGAUGGAGUUCUCCAGCGGCCGAGCGAGGCUGAAGCAGGGGCGGCUGGCAGGGGACCGGCGGGAGCUGUACCCUCACAGCCUGCAGUUCUACCUGGAGCCCCCCACGGAAAACAUCUCGCUGGUGGAGUUUGAGAGCUUUGCCAUCGACCGCCUGAAGCUGCUCAAAGUAGUUGAAAACCUUGGUGUCAGCCACGUAAGAGGUAGUGAUACAUACAAAACUAAGCUGGAGAGUGAGCUCCGGAAACUUAAGUUUCCCUACAAAGCUUUAGCUGAGGAUGAUUACGAGGCAAGAAGAAAAGACCAUAUCUCUCAUUUCAUACUGCGCCUUGCUUACUGUCAGUCUGAGGAGCUCAGGCGUUGGUUUCUUCAACAAGAAAUGGAUCUCUUACGCUAUCGCUUCAAUGAACUGACUGACGGUUUAAGGCAGAAAUUUCUGGAACAUGUUAACUUAUCUUUUGAAGCUAUUAGCGAAGACCUGAAAAGCGAAUUGGCAAAUGAGUUGUGUGCAUCAACCCCUGGCCUCGGCAUGAUUAAAGUAAAAGAGCAAAUGUUCUAUAAGGUUGGACUAGCAGAUGCUGUGGAUCUAUUUAGAGCCAGAAGAGUGUUUAUUAAAGAUGGAUUUGCAUAUGUGCCACUUAAGGAGAUUGAUGCUAUUGUUUUGAAUAAUUAUAGAACAAAGUUAUCUAAAGCACUGGCGCUGACAGCACGAUCGCUGCCUUCUGUACAGUCUGACGAGAGACUACAACCUCUGCUUAAUCAUCUCAGCCAUUCUUAUGUUGGCCCAGAUUACAGCGUGCAAAAGAACACUGGAAAAAUUUCUCUAGAACAGAUUGAUGCUCUUUCUGUGAAAUCAUACCCUCUUUGCAUGCGUCAGUUGCACAAAGCCCUACGUGAUAACCAUCAUCUCCGUCACGGAGGCCGUAUGCAGUAUGGACUGUUCUUAAAAGGCAUCGGCUUGACUCUGGAACAGGCACUGGAAUUUUGGAAGAAAGAAUUUAUCAGAGGAAAAGUGGAUGCAGACAAGUUUGACAAAGGAUAUGCUUACAGCAUUCGCCACAGCUAUGGGAAAGAAGGAAAGAGAACUGAUUAUACCCCAUACAGCUGCAUGAAGAUUAUCAUGUCCAAUCCACCAAGCCAAGGGGAUUAUCAUGGUUGCCCAUUCCGCCACAGUGAUCCUGAGCUAUUGAAGCAGAAGCUUCAGUCAUACAAGAUCCCUCCCAGUGGAAUAACCCAGAUCCUGGAACUGGUGAAGGGCAUGCAUUACCAGCUGGCCUGUCAGAAGUACUUCGAGUUGACGCACGAUGUUGAUGACAUUGGGUUUUCUUUGAAUCAUCCUAAUCAGUAUUUUGCAGAGAGUCAAAGGCUAUUAAGUGGUGGUAGAGAACUGAAGAAGGAACUGAGUAAUUCAGGAAACUCUCAACAAAAAAGUAAUAGUCAGGAAAGCAUGAAUUCAAGUUCUACUCCCACCUCUUCAAAUACAACAGCUGAUGCAGAACUGGAGGGACUGGAGGCAUACUUCACUGAAGACUAAGCAGCUGUUUGUGGGUUUUGGUUGGUUCUUUUGGGUUUUUUUUGUUUUUGUUGUUUUUUCUGUUUCUUUCCCUUCGUUAGCUGAAUUUGUCCCUAUUGUAAGAAAUAUGCACUUUACUACCUGGAAGACGCAGGCGUUUAGUGCUUUGAAUAGGGCUGAAGAAAAGAAAGAUAGAUACUGAGGCUGUAAUUGCAUCCAAUACUUAUUCUCGCUGCUUUAGGAUACUGUUUUAUAUGACAUGUUGAAAGUUCCUUCCCAAUUGUGAGGUAAUUUUUGUUUAACUUACCUUACUUGUUUUCCUUCAAAAUGUUUAAAUAUUUUUAUCCCAUUUUGUGGUCACUUUUAUAUGUUUCUUCUUAAUAAAUAAAUUGCAAAGCAAAAGUUUGUGGUAUUUUAUUUUUACCUGUAUUUGGGUGGUAAUUAAGUAGGAGCUCUUAGGAUCAAAAUUGCCCUCUGGAGGAGUCUGUCUGUCCCUUUCCUGCUUAACCAACAUGAUCUCUUUCUAUGACCAUGUGACCCCCCUUCUGGACGUGGGGAAGGCUGUGGACGUUGUCUGUCUGGACUUUGGUAAGGCCUUUGACACCGUCCCCCACAGCAUUCUCCUGGAGAAGCUGGCGAAUCAUGGCAUAGACAAGUGUGCUCUUCGCUGGGUUAAAAACUGGCUGGUUGGCCAUGCCCAGAGAGUUGUGAUUAAUGGGGUGAAAUCCUCUUGGCGGCCGGU
Chroicocephalus ridibundus (black-headed gull) is the source of this 2368-nucleotide messenger RNA. It is a transcript of the gene PRIM2, whose product is annotated as DNA primase subunit 2. The transcript has 14 exons. Gene Ontology annotation, biological process: DNA replication initiation; DNA replication, synthesis of primer. Gene Ontology annotation, cellular component: alpha DNA polymerase:primase complex. The record is from RefSeq and is a predicted model, not a curated record. Lineage: Eukaryota; Metazoa; Chordata; Aves; Charadriiformes; Laridae. Bases 118 to 1647 code for a protein of 509 amino acids.